Haliotis rubra (blacklip abalone) is the source of this 1882-nucleotide messenger RNA. RefSeq names its product cholinesterase 1-like. Gene Ontology annotation, cellular component: plasma membrane. The record is from RefSeq and is a predicted model, not a curated record. The transcript has 3 exons. Bases 1 to 1677 code for a protein of 558 amino acids. Gene Ontology annotation, biological process: acetylcholine catabolic process; choline metabolic process. Gene Ontology annotation, molecular function: acetylcholinesterase activity. Lineage: Eukaryota; Metazoa; Mollusca; Gastropoda; Lepetellida; Haliotidae.
AUGGGGACAGGAGCAAAAUUCGCGCUUGUGACUUUGUUGGCGGUGUUACAUAUUGCAAGGACUCAGAAAGUGUCAACUCUAAAUGGACCACUUCUUGGACAACGACUGUCAGUGUUGGGCAAGUCCCUUGACGUAUUCUAUGGAAUCCCAUAUGCCAAGCCUCCUGUAGGCGACCUCCGCUUCAAAUAUCCACAGCCAUCAGAGUCAUGGGGACCGGAAGUUAGGGAUGCACGAAAACCGUCGUCAUCUUGCUUCCAAAUUAAAGAUGCUCUUGGCACAGAUGAGACUCACAAACAGAUACCCGACGAUUACAGUGAAGACUGCCUUCAUCUUACAGUGUGGGCUCCGUCAGACAAUGGUGGCAAUCUGGCUGUGAUGGUCUGGAUCUAUGGUGGAGGUUUUUAUAGUGGAUCUACACGAAUGCCACUAUAUGAAGGAAAAUACCUUGCAGCAGAGAAUGACGUCAUCGUUGUUUCAAUGAAUUACAGAUUGGGGCCUCUAGGGUUCAGCUACCUUGGCCCAGAUACCAUCCCUGGCAACAUGGGCUUGAUAGAUCAGCGACUGGCCUUACAGUGGGUGAAAGACAAUAUUGCCAACUUUGGUGGAGAUCCAACCCGAGUGACCAUUUUUGGAGAAAGUGCUGGUGGUGUAAGCGUGAGUGACCACCUGGUGUCACCUCUGUCACGUGACCUGUUUGACAGAGCCAUCAUGCAGAGUGGGACCCUCAAUUGCCCAUGGGCAUACACGGUGCCCAAAACAGCAAAAUUAGCAAUAAAGAAGUUUGCUGAUCAUCUUGAAUGUCCUUCAUCUUCAACUGAUGCAGAAAUACAUGAGUGCUUGAAAACAGCAGAUGCACAAAAUAUGGCAGACCUUCAGCGCGUUUUGUUUGAUGAAGGUCUUGCAUUUGUUCCAGUUGUGGAUGGGUACUUCCUUCCUGAUGACCCAACAACUCUUCUGUCCAGCGGAUCCAUCAAGCAGACCAGUGUAUUGCAUGGGUUCACAGGAGACGAGAUUACACUAUUUUUGGCAAUGGCGUUGAAGCAAAUGAGAAACGUGUCCACAUUACCUGAAACACUGAUUUUAAGUCAACCAGAAUAUGAAAGUCUUCUUACCUUUGACUCUGUUACUGGUAGAGAAUUUGUAGAGCCUCUUCGCCUGUUUUAUGAAAGUCAAACAUCCCCUCUAAGGGACACUCACCAUUUGGAUGUCGUGACACGCAUGAUUUCAGAUAGGGAUAUCAAGUGUCCUCAUAUUGAGUUUGACAGAUUGUACUCUCCUGCUAACCCUACCUACGUCUACAGUUUUAAUCGCCGACUGUCAGUUAGUCCGAAUCCACACUGGAUGGGAGCAGCCCACUGGUACGAGCUUGACUUUGUGUUUGGUUGGGUUCUGGAAAAGUCUCUGGGAUGUACUGAGGAGGAGAUGGAACUCAGCAGGACCAUCAUGACGUACUGGACCAACUUUGCCAAGUCCGGCGAUCCGAACUCUCCUGUUCCAGUCAAGGUGAACUGGCCAGCCUCUGACAACACUGAUCUCUCCUACAUGGCCCUUGACGUGGGCAGCAAAUUAGCAGCAGGACACGGGGUAGUCCACCACGAAUGUGUCUUCAUCAACAGGAUUCUACCCAUGGUUUCUAAAGACUCACCGGAAGGGCAGGAGUACUGCACAAGAGGAUGAUAGGACAGCAUCAUACUAAUCUGUCCCAAGUUGAAAUACAGAUACAUCAUAAUGUUUUUAACGCCCUUUUGAACUGUAUCUGAAGUCCCUUUUUGUACUGCUUAAUCACAUUCACUUCCACAAUCAACCACAGACACCUGUCAACGACUUCGUGGAAUAAUUAUGUUGUUCGUCAUGGAUUCAUGUUAAAUUUGUUUUAGCAUAC